Molecule: messenger RNA, 1321 nt
Organism: Aphanomyces astaci
Lineage: Eukaryota; Oomycota; Saprolegniomycetes; Saprolegniales; Verrucalvaceae
Exons: 1
Coding region: 17-1210 (397 amino acids)
Source: RefSeq, a predicted model, not a curated record
UUGAAUUUGUAGUACCAUGCGCGGCUGGAUCGGAUUGUUUGCGACGGUGCUCAGCACGAGCGUGGUGACGUCCAGUUCCGGCGUCAAGGGCGACAUGCCGACCAUGUUUCUUCGCGACCCCCUGGACAAGGCGCUGCUUCUUGGAAACGGACGACGCCAUCGCAUCAACUUGGACGAGGCGGCUCAAGGCGCGUUCUUCCUCGCCCCGAAACCUUGCGGGGGUUUCAUGCCCAUCGCCCGCUGCCCAGCUAGAUGCAAGCCAUCCGACACCAAAACAGGCGAAGAAGACUGCACCAAGUGCAAGGGGUACAAGCUCGUGCCGCAGUCGUCGAAAUCCCAAUGCACGUCCGGCAAGAUCAACAAGUGCCGAGGAUUCAAGUUGAUGCCCCCGGCACAGUGCACUGGCUUUGACUUGUUUGGGAACCCCAUUCCACGCACGACCACGGUCCAACCUACCACCACCACCACCCGACCUACCACGACCACGGCACGACCUACCACCACGUCGCAGGCGCCUACCACCACCACGUCGCAGGCGCCUACCACCACCACCACCACGGCGCGACCAACCACCACGUCGCAGCCGCCUGCUACUACCACCACCACCGCUCGGCCGACCACCACCACGGUCGCACCGCUCACGGGAGUGGAGUCGCUCACCGGCGCUCCUACGUCUAUCCCCACGCCUGCGCCAACCACGCCUGCUCCCAUCGCUCGUCCUACCACCACGGAGGUCCCCACACCUGCGCCAACCACGUUCGCCCCUCCCCCCGCCACGACGACCACCGAACCUUUGCCAACCCCCGCCCCGUCGAUUCCCAACAGCAGCAGCGAAGGCAGUGGCACUUCUGGUGGUUCUGAUUCCAAUGGCGGUUCGUCUGGCUUGAGCGGCAGCGGCGAUGCUGUUGGUUCUCCCUCCACGGCCACCCCUGCCGCCGAAACGACUGCCGGAACGGCUGGUGGGUCCUCUGGAUCGACCACGUCCGGCCAGUCGGCGGGCACCACAGGCGCCGCCAACGGCACGACCGCGACUAAGACCGGUUUGUCUGGUGGCGCGAUUGCCGGUAUCGUUGUGGGCUCGCUCGCGGCGGCCGGGGCCGUUGGCUUUUUCAUCUGGAAGAAGCAAAAGGACCAACACCGCGAAGCCGAAAUCUUCAGCGACCCGCCGCACGAUGUCGAGAGCCAGGGCGGAGACUACGCCGCCAUGUAACGCCCCACGGCAUCGGCAUUUGCUGGCUGGCAACCCUUUACAUAUGUGUUCAUGACGACCAACAACUCGUAGCUGCGCUUUGGAACGUAACGUGGUUGUGUUGGAUCGUGA